AUGACCAGGCUAUCCUCUAUCCUGGGCCUGGUAGCUCCCAUUUUUAUGGCUGCUACUCCAGCUACUGCCCUUGACAUGGAUUUCACAGAUACAACCUCCAGAAAUGAAGGCCUUUAUCUCAUUGCUAAAGGUCUCAUGGACUACUAUACCGGUAACGAUACCGGUCAAUCCCCAGGAAUGUUCUCCAACCCUUACUACUGGUGGGAAGCCGGCGCCGCUUGGAACUCUAUGCUCGAUUACUGGUUUUACACGGGUAACGACACCUGGAACGACGUUCUCAAAACAUCCCUCUUAUACCAAAUUGGUGACGAUUGGAACUAUAUGCCCUCAAACCAAACUACAACAGAAGGUAAUGAUGAUCAGGGUUUCUGGGGUAUUACCGUUAUGGCAGCUGCUGAAAAAAACUUUUCAAAUCCUUCUAGCGAGUGGCCUUCCUGGGCUUAUCUCGCUCAAGCCGUUUUCAACACCAUGGCCUGGAGAUGGGACACAACUUACUGUAACGGUGGUCUCCGCUGGCAAAUCUUCACUUGGAACAAUGGAUACAAUUACAAAAAUACCGUUUCUAAUGGCUGUCUCUUCCAUAUGGCUGCUCGUCUCGCUAGAUAUACCUCCAAUGAAACUUACGUUCAAUGGGCAGAAAAGGUUUGGGACUGGGUCACGGAUGUUGGCUAUAUUAACACAUCAAGUUCCACCGCAUGGCCCGUUUAUGACGGUGGUUACAUCUCAGAUAACUGUACCGAUGUCUCCAACUUGGAAUGGACUUACAACUCUGGUCUCUUCAUUGCCGGAGCAGCUUACCUUUACAACCACACAGGAGAUCAAAAGUGGCUUACCCGUCUUGAAAGCGUUUGGGGUCGUUCAAAAGUCUUCUUCAUGGCCAACACCAAUGUCAUGUAUGAAGCUGCAUGUCAACCUACUCUCCGAUGCAAUAAUGAUCAGCGUUCUUUCAAGGCUAUUUUCUCUCGUUUCCUUGGUCUUGCCAGCUUGAUGGCACCCCCCUUGAAUGACGAAAUUCAAUCCUAUCUUUCAGCAUCCACCCCCUACGUUCUUCAGUCUUGCUCUGGUGGUUCCGAUGGCCACACAUGUGGUCUCGACUGGUCAUACUCGGGCUGGGAUGGCUACUAUGGUUUGGGUGAACAAAUGUCUGCCCUAGAAGUCCUCCUUAACAGAUUGGUCUGGACUAAGCCUGGACCUCUUACUUUAACUUCAGGUGCAACAUCUGAGCAAAACUCCUCUGCUGGUAGCUCUCUUACUACUGCAACUGUUUCUAAUGAUAUUGUUGUUGAAAGCAAGGACCGUAUUGGUGCCGGUUUCAUCACGGCCUUUGUAUUGAUUUUGCUUCUUAUUUCUGCUUGGUGGAUGAUUAUUUAA
This is a messenger RNA of Magnusiomyces paraingens, 1371 nucleotides long. RefSeq lists its product as uncharacterized. Gene Ontology annotation, molecular function: mannan endo-1,6-alpha-mannosidase activity. NCBI's taxonomy places the organism in Eukaryota, Fungi, Ascomycota, Dipodascomycetes, Dipodascales, Dipodascaceae. Bases 1 to 1371 code for a protein of 456 amino acids. The transcript has a single exon. The record is from RefSeq and is a predicted model, not a curated record. Gene Ontology annotation, biological process: budding cell bud growth; fungal-type cell wall biogenesis; carbohydrate catabolic process.